GCUCGAAUUUGAAAAGAACCUUCGUCCUUGGUUCCUUAUUACAAUAUGGUGGCUCAACCUACUCCAUUCAGUGCAUUAUUACACCAAUUGUUAUCCACUAGCACUAAUGCUGUAUCUUCAAAAGGAAAAGGAAAGGCUAGUUCUCUUGGUUCGCGAUUCUUCUCGUUGGAUACACCCGUUCCUUCUUCUACUACAGAUAGUCAGGCCACGGUUGAAGCUUUUUGUAAACUUAUUGAUCAACAAUCUAUCGAAGAUAAACCUACUUUAGAUUUCGGUGAAAACAUUCCAUUUUGUCCUCCUGAAAAUACUUGGUAUGACUUCGACAAGGAUAUAAGCAAUUUAGAAGAUACAAAAUAUAUGGAAGAGCAACAACAGUUACAACAAAAGUCAGUCUCUACUAUUGCUACUGAUAUUUAUGACCGGGAUUGGUUAUUAAAGCAAAGUUAUAAUCAUGUUGACUCUCAUCCUACUGGUGCACUAUCUCCACAACAAUUAUGUGCAGAUAUUUUUACUGUCCUCCGUUCUGACGAUAGUGAUGAUAGUAUACAAGCUACUCUUGUGGAUCUUCUUGGAUUUGAAAGUUUGGAUUUGAUAGAAAUACUUAUUUCAAAUAGAUCAAAACUAGUCAAUAACAUUAUGAAUAUGUCUGAACAUAUCUCUCAAGCAAAACACAAGUAUCAUCAAAACAAUUCACCGAAAAACCCUAUAUAUGGUACGCAAAUCAUUGUUCAAUCAGAAGAAGAAGUCCGAAAAAGAAAACAACAAAGGAAGGAACAAAAAAAGGCAUCCAAAUAUAGGGAACAAGAGGAUGAAAAUGCAUUAUCUCUUAGUAUUCUUGGCUUUGAUGGGAUGGAACUUAGACAAGCUCGCGAAAAUGAAUUAUUGGCUGCUAGUCAAGGGCCUCUCUUCAGUUCCAAUUACAAACGAAAAGAAGAAGAACGAUACCCACAUGUCUUUCAAUCAACCAAAUCUGGAAGUACAUUAUCAAUGUUUGGUACAAGAUAUGCCCUACCAGCUGGUACAACUCGUGAGGAAUUUGAUGAUUAUGAAGAAACAACUAUUCCUGUGCCAAAACAAGCUCCCAUACGUGCUGGAGAACGAAGAAUCAAGAUUGAAGAAAUGGACAAUCUAGCUCGUGGUGCAUUCAAGGCUUAUGAAACGUUGAAUCGUGUACAGUCGAUUGUCUACCCAAUUGCAUAUGAAACGAAUGAAAACAUGUUAGUGUGUGCCCCUACUGGUGCAGGCAAAACAGAUGUAGCCAUGCUGACUGUACUUCGCUGUAUAUCUCAAUUCUGUGAUCCUCCUCCUGUCAAAGGCUCGACUGAUAUCAAUUUCAAUGUUGCCAAGAAUGAUUUUAAGAUUGUUUACGUAGCUCCCAUGAAGGCGCUAGCUGCUGAAGUGGUGGAAAAAAUGGGAAAACGUCUCAAGUUUGCUGGUAUCACUGUGCGAGAAUUGACUGGGGAUAUGCAACUGACCAAAGCUGAAAUUAUGGCUACUCAAUUUAUUGUCACUACACCCGAAAAAUGGGAUGUUAUCACUCGCAAGAGUACUGGGGAUGUGGAGCUAGCUCAGAAAGUCAAGUUGUUGAUCAUUGAUGAAGUUCAUCUCCUACAUGAAGAUCGUGGUGCCGUUAUUGAAAGUAUCAUUGCAAGAACAUUGCGACAGGUGGAAUCAAGUCAAUCGCUGAUUCGAAUUGUUGGUCUAUCGGCUACUCUCCCUAAUUAUUUGGACGUUGCAUCUUUCCUUCGGGUGAAUCCAUACCAAGGUCUUUUCUUCUUUGACAAUGGUUUUAGGCCUGUACCUUUGGAACAACAUUUUAUUGGUGUUAAAGGCAAGGCGAAUUCAAUCCAAUCCAAUGAACGAAUGAACAAGGCUUGUUUUGAUAAGGUAUCUGAUCUAGUCAAGGAAGGUCAUCAAGUCAUGGUAUUUGUUCAUGCAAGAAAAGAAACUGUAAAGACUGCACAAAUGCUUCGGGAAGAAGUACUGAAUGAAGGCCUACAGGAUUACUUUGAUACAUCACAAGAACCAAAACACAGCUCUUACAAACGUGACGUUUCCAAAUCUCGAAACAAGGAACUUAAAGAAUUAUUCCAAUCUGGUUUUGGUAUACAUCAUGCUGGUAUGCUUCGAUCUGACCGCUCUUUGACUGAAAGGAUGUUCGCUGAUGGUGUAUUACGGGUUCUUUGUUGUACUGCCACACUCGCUUGGGGUGUGAAUUUACCAGCUUACGCUGUGGUGAUCAAAGGUACUCAAGUUUACGAUUCUCAGAAAGGUAGCUUUGUUGAUCUUUCUAUUUUGGAUGUACUACAAAUUUUCGGGCGUGCUGGUCGACCUCAGUAUGAAAGUCAUGGUGUUGGUUAUAUCCUCACUACACAUGACCGUCUUGGUCAUUAUAUAUCUGCUAUCACACAGCAACAUCCAAUCGAAUCAAAGUUUAUUGAAAAUAUUGUGGAUAAUCUAAAUGCUGAAAUCUCUCUUGGAACGGUGACUACUGUGGAUGAAGCAGUAACUUGGCUCAGUUAUACCUACCUUUUUGUCCGUAUGAAACGAAAUCCAUUUGUUUAUGGAAUGGAUCAUUCUGAACCUGCUGAAGAUCCACUGUUAGGAAGAAAACGACACGAAAUCAUCACUAUGGCCGCUGAACGACUUGCACGAUGUCAGAUGAUUAUCUAUGAUCAAACUACUGGGUAUCUUACACCUAAGGAUCUUGGUCGAAUUGCUUCCAACUUUUAUAUCAAACACACCAGCAUAGAAAUAUUCAACCAAAUGAUGAAACCGCGAAUGACUGAAGCAGAUGUUUUAUCAAUGAUGAGUCUUAGCUCGGAAUUCGACAAUAUCAAAGCUCGGGAUACUGAACACAAAGAAUUGAAAUCUCUUUUGGAUCAGCAAUGCGCCUGUGAUAUCAAGGGUGGUACGGAUUCUACACCUGGAAAAGUCAACAUUUUACUCCAAUCUUAUAUUUCAAAUGCUUAUAUCGAAGAUUUCGCCUUGGUAUCAGAUUGUGCUUACGUUGCUCAAAAUGCUGGACGUAUCGCUCGUGCUCUUUUUGAAAUUGCUUUGAACCGAAAUUGGGGACCAACUGCAUCUGUACUAUUGGCUAUCAAUAAAGCUGUGGAAAAACGAAUGUGGACCUUUCAACAUCCUUUACAACAAAUGGGCCUGCCUAUGGAUAUUAUCAACAAGUUGGAAAACCGAACACAUGAAGUCUCUAUUGAAGAAAUGCGUGAUAUGGAACCUUCCGAAUUAGGUGAACUUGUGCAUCAUCGUCGUAUGGGUAUGACAAUCGCUAAAUGUGUUGAUCAAUUCCCUGUACUUCAACUGGAAGCUCGUAUUGCACCAAUGACUCGAAAUGUACUGAAUGUGGAUUUGACCAUCACCCCCGACUUUAUGUGGAAUGACAAGGUGCACGGAUCAGUUGAACCUUGGUGGAUUUGGGCAGAAGAUUCGGAAAAUGUGGAAAUUUAUUACUCGGAAUACUUUUUACUGCAAAAGAAACAAAUGGGUGAAGAACCAGUUCAAAUCAACUUUACGGUACCUCUAGUGGAGCCACUACCAAAUCAAAUCUAUAUUCGUGCGGUAUCUGAUCGUUGGCUAGGUGCUGAAACUGUUUUACCUGUAUCCUUUCACCAUUUGAUUUUACCACAGCUCUAUCCUCCAAACACGGAUCUUCUAGAUUUACAACCUUUACCUGUGACGGCACUACAAGAUGACGUGUUGGAAGGUAUCUGUGCUCAACGAUUCACUCAUUUCAAUCCUGUACAAACGCAAAUCUUCCAUACUUUAUACAAUACUCCUCACAAUGCUUUGGUAGGUGCUCCAACUGGUUCUGGUAAAACUGUAGCAGCAGAGUUAGUAAUGUGGUGGGCAUUCAAGCAACAUCCUGGAUCUAAAGUGGUAUAUAUAGCUCCAAUGAAGGCAUUGGUGAAGGAGCGUGUUGGUGAUUGGAAUAAACGCCUUACGAAAGCAAUGAACAAGAAACUCGUGGAAUUGACAGGUGAUGUGACGCCUGAUCUCAAGACAAUUGAAGCUGCUGAUAUCAUCAUUACAACACCUGAAAAAUGGGAUGGGAUUAGUCGUAGUUGGCAAAGUCGAAGUUAUGUUCGUCAAGUCUCGUGUGUGAUUAUCGAUGAAAUUCAUCUUCUUGGUGGUGAUCGUGGGCCUAUUUUGGAAGUGAUUGUAUCAAGAAUGAAUUAUAUUGGCUCUCAAUUGGAACGCAAGAUUCGUAUUGUAGGGUUAUCAACAGCGUUGGCUAAUGCAAUAGAUUUGGCUGAUUGGCUUGGGAUUGACAAAGUAGGAUUAUUCAAUUUCCGGCAUUCUGUUCGUCCUGUACCUUUGGAAAUAUAUAUUGAUGGCUUUCCUGGAAAACAUUAUUGUCCUCGAAUGGCAACCAUGAAUAAACCGACAUAUGCAGCUAUUAAGACUCAUUCUCCAACACAACCAGUGAUUGUAUUUGUAUCUUCUCGACGACAAACUCGACUGACAGCUCAAGACCUAAUUGCUUAUUGUGGUAUGGAAGACAAUCCUCGACAAUGGUUACGUAUGGAUGAUAUGGAAAUGGAAUUACUUUUGGAUCGUGUUCAUGAUGAAUCACUACGUAUGUCAUUAGCAUUUGGUAUUGGACUUCAUCAUGCUGGGCUUACUGAAGAUGAUCGGAAGAUUGUGGAAGAACUCUAUUUGGGACUCAAGAUACAGAUAUUGAUUGCUACCAGUACUCUCGCAUGGGGUGUUAACCUUCCUGCACAUUUGGUGGUGAUCAAGGGAACGGAAUAUUACAAUUACAAAGUAGGACGCUAUGUUGAUUAUCCGAUUACUGAUGUAUUACAAAUGAUGGGACGUGCUGGAAGACCUCAAUUUGAUAACACUGGUAUUGCUCGUGUAUUUGUACAAGACAGCAAGAAGAACUUUUUGAAAAAGUUUUUGCAUGAACCUUUCCCUGUGGAAUCAAGUUUGCAUAAGUAUAUGGAUGAUCACAUCAAUGCGGAGAUCAUUGGAGGUACCAUCACUUCAAAGCAAGAUGCCUUAGAUUACUUGACAUGGACUUACUUUUACCGACGAUUGCAACAAAACCCAACAUAUUAUGGCCUGGAUGAUCUGACCCAGAACGGUGUGGAUGAAUUUUUGACCAAAAUGAUCAACGAUGUCUCUGAUAGAUUAGCAGCUUCUGGAUGUUUAGAAAUCGAAGAUGGAUUUGAAUUGAUACCAACAACAGCCGGUAAAAUUGCGUCCUACUAUUAUCUUAGACAUCAAACUGUACGACACUUCCAUGAUCAACUAUACAAGCGCAAGCCAGCAGAUGUGGAUAUGGGUACUAUUUUGGAAAUCUUGGGUAACGUACCAGAAUAUGAAGAACUACCGGCUCGCUGUAAUGAAGACAUUUUGAAUCAAGAAAUUGAAAAACACGUGCCUUUCAAAGUCAAAUCAACUCGUAAUUAUAUAUCACCUCAUGUCAAGGCUUUUGUUCUUACCCAAGCUCAUAUCUCGCGACUUGAAUUACCUAUAUCCGAUUACAUUACUGAUCAAAUCACUGUAUUAGAUUCAGCUAUUCGAUUUUGUCAGGCUAUGAUUGAUGUUGCUGCCAACGAAGGUUACUUGACUAUCUGUUUGAAUAUUAUGAAUGCUCUCCAAUGUAUCAAACAAGCUCGCUGGGCCGACGAAUCAACUCUUUUGAAUUUACCACAUAUGGAAUCCUAUAUGCUUCGUCAUAUUCGCUUCAAGGGAAAGCCUAUUCGAUGUUUGGCAGAACUUACACAGUAUACAGAUCAACAAAUCAGAACCAUCUUUCAAAAUAUCAAAGAUCUUAAUACAAAUGCUAUUGAUGAGAUUGUCAACGUGGUAUCAAAACUACCAGUGAUGGAUAUCCAAGCAACCAUUCAGUCAAAGAAACCUUACUUGAUACCCGAAAGUGAAUACAAGCUUCAAGUGAAUUUGACAAGAAACAGUAUUCGGACAAGUGGGAAAGGACAAAGUGGCGGAAAGAUACGUCAAGAUGGAAAGAUUUACGCACCUAUGUUCCCUAAACCUCAGUAUGAGUCAUGGUGGAUGAUCCUCGCCGAUAUCGAACGUGAUGAACUAUUAGCAAUGAAGAGAGUCAGCAUGCGAAAUGGCCCUAAUGAAACUUUGACAAACAAAUCAACCAGCACAUUGAUAUUUGAUACACCUGAACGUCUUGGAAAACAGCGAUACACACUCUUUUUGAUCAGUGACGGAUAUCAAGGAUUGGAUCAGCAAGUAGAUAUUGAUUUUGAAACCAGGAUAGAAUAGAAUUCAAUAGAAUAGCAUAGAAUAGAAUACAAAAAAUGGUGUAUUUGUUUACUAUACUGAAUAAAUCGUUUUUAUUGAUUUUUUUAUAGUAGAAGU
This is a messenger RNA of Halteromyces radiatus, 6357 nucleotides long. RefSeq names its product Sec63 Brl domain-containing protein. Lineage: Eukaryota; Fungi; Mucoromycota; Mucoromycetes; Mucorales; Cunninghamellaceae. The coding region runs from base 46 to 6261 and encodes 2071 amino acids. Gene Ontology annotation, molecular function: ATP hydrolysis activity; nucleic acid binding; ATP binding. The record is from RefSeq and is a predicted model, not a curated record. The transcript is spliced from 20 exons.